Mytilinidion resinicola is the source of this 1428-nucleotide messenger RNA. RefSeq lists its product as uncharacterized. The record is from RefSeq and is a predicted model, not a curated record. Gene Ontology annotation, cellular component: centrosome; Rad51B-Rad51C-Rad51D-XRCC2 complex; replication fork. Bases 216 to 1412 code for a protein of 398 amino acids. Gene Ontology annotation, biological process: reciprocal meiotic recombination; double-strand break repair via homologous recombination; telomere maintenance. Gene Ontology annotation, molecular function: four-way junction DNA binding; ATP-dependent activity, acting on DNA; single-stranded DNA binding. Lineage: Eukaryota; Fungi; Ascomycota; Dothideomycetes; Mytilinidiales; Mytilinidiaceae. The transcript has 3 exons.
CGGACUAAAAUAAGGGGUAACGCCAUUGCAAAUCUCACGCAAACAUAUGGCAUUUUGAACGAUUGAUAAACUCUUUUAGUCGCCUCGGAUAGUGGUCUGAAAUAUAGGAUCCCCAAAUUUUUAGGAGAAAACAAACUUGAUGCAGCUCCACUCCCAAGUCUCCACCAACGACACUUGGCGUUUCCAAAUCUCGACCUCAAGCAUCAACUGACUGCAUGGCCGCUUUCGGCACAUCCCUUCCAGCCGAUGCCGCAUCCCUGGUCCAUCCCGAUGAGAUUGCGACACUGAUAGCGCGCGAUAGAGAACACCCGCGCAUCCCACGGGUAACAACAGGGUGUCGGAGUGUGGACGAAGCGCUGGAGGGAAGGAAGGAAAGGGGGAUCAGGGGGUUGUGCUGUGUUUCCGGUGAAGGGCAGGCUGGGAAGACCGGGCUAGCUCUCGCUUUCUUAUCCUCACAUCUCCUUGAAAAUGCACGAUCGCAUGCUGCUAUCAUCGAUACUUCCGGCAACUUUGACGUGUUAAGACUGCACACUACCCUGGUCUCUCAUCUCCAACGGGAUGUCGUGCCACAGCAUGCGAAGCCGAACAAUGGGUCGCUCGAGCCAGACGACAUUGCCGCCACAGCGCUCGAGAGGGUGAAGAUCAUGCGUGUCUUCGACUUCGUUGGCAUGAAGGAGGCUUUGGAGGAAUUGAAGGAAGAGAUCAGCCAGACAGCUCCGAGAUCAGCGGCCAAAACGCCUCCAAGUAAAACGACAGCUCCUCCUAAGCCGGAUCGUAGCCGGAGAGUAGAAGUAGCAGACAGCGAAGAUGAAGAGGACGAAGAGGAAGAAAUGCUCUUCGUAGGCAUGAUUACGCGGGAAACAUGGCAGCCACAUCGCCCUGAAGAGAGGCGGCAUCUGAGUCCAGAUGUCAGCGCGGAUGAAGGUGGAGGGGCCACUUGGAUGCUCAUUGUCGAUAACAUUACCCAAGUGCUGAGCCCACUCAUGAAGGUCAAAUAUGUGCAAGCCCAUGCAAUGCUUGCCUCUUUAAUGCGCGAUCUCUCACAGCUCGCGCGAAGCCACAACCUGACAUCGCUCGUCAUAAACUCGGGUAUUACGCGACGUCCGCCUCCCACACCCGCUGAUGGCUCUCAUCCGGACGGUCCAGAUACCGCCUCAGCUUUACAGAACUACUGCACGUCAUCAGCGUUUGAGGCCUGUACGACACAUCCCGCGCUUGGAAAGACGUUCCCGUUCCUCGUCGACAUACACUUCAUGGUAUCGAAACUGCCCAGGGAGAAACGGGGCGCGGAGAUGGCACAUGUGAUUGAGAUUCUCAGUGAUGGGUGGGACGGUAGGGCGGGCAGGUUGGGGUUUUUUCAGUGUAACGAUAUCGGGGGGUUGGAGGCGGUGGUGUACGGGUCGCACGGGUAGUGAAUAUAAAAUAGAG